Purpureocillium takamizusanense is the source of this 2901-nucleotide messenger RNA. It is a transcript of the gene bzz1, whose product is annotated as Protein BZZ1. The coding region runs from base 154 to 2394 and encodes 746 amino acids. Lineage: Eukaryota; Fungi; Ascomycota; Sordariomycetes; Hypocreales; Ophiocordycipitaceae. The record is from RefSeq and is a predicted model, not a curated record. The transcript is spliced from 4 exons. Gene Ontology annotation, biological process: regulation of actin filament polymerization. Gene Ontology annotation, molecular function: protein binding.
AACGUUAAUACUACGUAUUUCCCCCUCCUCCGCAUUCGUAACUCGUCCGCAUCCCCAUCCUCCCCGGCCGCGACCUCAUCCCGUCGCCCGAUCGAUCCCGCGCAUGUCUAGCCACGUCGGCCGCUGAAUGCCCCCGAUCGUUUGCUCUCCGCCAUGGCUGAGGUGGACGCGGCGCCCACCUUCGGCGCCGAGCUCAAGGAUGGCUUCAAGCCCGCUAGCGCCUGGGUAGCGCACGGCAUCUCCUGGCUCGACGACAUCCAGCAGUUCUACCGCGAGCGCUCCGCCAUCGAGAAGGAGUACAGCGCCAAGCUCAGCGCCCUCGCCAAGAAGUACUUCGAGAAGAAGAACAAGCGCAGCCCGGCCCUGAGCGUCGGCGACACGCCCGCCAUGACGCCCGGCUCUCUCGAGAGCGCCUCCCUCACCACCUGGGCCACCCAGCUCACCACACUCGAGUCCCGCGCCGCCGAGCACGACCGCUACGCCAACAACCUCAUCUCCCAGGUCGCCGAACCCCUCAAGUACUACGGAACCCGCUUCGAGGACCUUCGCAAGCGCCAUGCCGAGUAUGCCGACAAGCUCGCCGCCGAACGCGACGCCUCCUACGCCGACCUGCGCAAGGUCAAGGCCAAGUACGACGCUACUUGCCAGGAGGUCGAGGCCAAGCGCAAAAAGUCCGAGUCGCAUUACGACAAGGCCAAGGCCCAGAGCGCCUACCAGCAGCAGCUGUUCGAGAUGAACAACGCCAAGAACUCGUACCUCAUUGCCAUCAACGUCACCAACCGCCAGAAGGAAAAGUACUACCACGACUACGUCCCCGAGGUCAUGGACAGCCUCCAGGACCUGAACGAGUUCCGGGUCAUAAAGCUCAACGGCCUGUGGAUCGUCGCUACUAGGCUUGAGGACGACAUGCUGCAGCAGAGCCACGCCAUGAUGGAGCAGCUCGGCCACGAGGUCCGCCGCAACGAACCGCAUCUCGACUCCAUGAUGUACAUGCGCCACAACAUGGGCGCCUUCCAGGAACCCCCGGAUAAGGAGUUCGAGGCAAGCCCAGUCUGGCACGACGAAGCCACCAUGGUCGUGGACGAGACGGCAAAGAUCUAUCUGCGCAACGUCCUCGGCAAAUCCAAGUCCCAGCUGAGCGAGCUGCGCCGCGAGGUGGACAAGAAGCGGAGGGAGGUGGACCACGUCAAGAGACUCAAGCAGCGCGUGCGAGACGGGCAGGAGAAGAAGGACGAGGUGGAGAUUGUGCGCACGCUCUUUGCCAUGCAAGAAGACCUACACAGCGUGGACCGUCGCCGGUUGACGGCUGAAGUUGAGACGUCCACCAUCACCUCGGUCGUCGGCGACGUCACGCUAGGCGCCAAGAACCACAACUUCAAGAGCCAGACGUUCAAGAUCCCCACCAACUGUGAUCUCUGCGGCGAGCGCAUCUGGGGCCUCAGUGCAAAGGGCUUCGACUGCCGGGACUGCGGAUAUACCUGCCACAGCAAGUGUGAGAUGAAGGUGCCCGCCGACUGCCCCGGCGAGCAGACAAAGGAGGAACGCAAGAAGCUCAAGGCCGAGCGCCAGGAGGCCACCAACAAGCUUCUGUCACCGACUGGAGGGCCACCGCCACACGUUGCUGAGCUACCAGACCUGACACGCUCCAACACGAUGAAUUCGCUGAGUUCGCACUCGGCGCGGCGCUCCGUUUCAGGGUCCUUGACGGGGCAAAAAACACCGGCGGAGGAAGCCGGUGCCGCUACCCCCGAGCUGGCAGCACCGCGGCCAAGCAUCUCGUCAUCUACGACGGGAACAACAGCCGUGCGGAAGAACAGGGUCAUCGCACCACCCCCCGCAGCCUACAUUAGUGAGCUGCCGGGGAGCAGCGUUCCCAAUGGAGGCAACAAGGACGAGAAGAAGGGCAAGAUGCUGUAUACUUUUGAGGCAAGCGGCGAUGGCGAGUUGACGGUUCAAGAGGGCAGGGACGUGAUUCUUCUGGAGCCAGAUGACGGCUCCGGCUGGGUCAAGGUCCGUGCCGGCUACAAGGAGGGCAUCGUUCCCGCCACAUACAUCGACUUCACAUCUGCACCUGCCCCUGCACCGGCAUCGGUUCCGCGACCGUCCUCUACGUACUCCAACUCGACAACGUCGUCAACAGCGCAGUCCGGCUCCGCAGGAGCCGGCGCGGGACCUAAAAAGAAGGGCCCGGCCGUGGCGCCCAAACGAGGGGCUAAGAAGCUCCGUUACGUGGAGGCGCUAUACGAGUACGCGGCGCAGAGCGAGGCAGAGCAUUCCAUGAUCGAGGGCGAGCGCUUCGUGCUGGUCAAGGACGACCCGGGCGACGGGUGGGUCGAGGUCGAGAAGGCGGGCGUCACGGCCAGCGUGCCCGCGAGCUACGUCCAGGUCGUGUAGCGGGGUCAGCUAGAGGAGCGGCAUGGGAUGCAAGUGAGCGCGUACGUAUAUAUAUCCCCAGUACCGCGGCCAACAGCAACGUAUCAUUAUGCGUGUGGGUGGGGGAGGAAGAGGUCUUGGGUAUGGUGGGAUGCUGGGCAUGGCGAGCAUGGCGGCGAGCCGGGCGGCGCAUCCACGCAUCUUUACGGACCACAACAUGUAGCCUACGAAUCGACAUCCAAAAGGGGGGGGGGGGCUUCUCGAGCGGGCGGUGGUGUGUUGCCGGAGUACCGGGGUUAGAAGAGACGGCAGCAGCGCAUCGUCAUCAUCAUCAUCAUCCUACCUACAUACAUCCCGCAUCAUGUUGCACAGGCGGGUCGGCAGGGACCAGCAGAAGCAGAAGAGGUGGCAGACAGUAGUGUUUAUCGACACCGCGAUUGCAUUAGAAAAUCAAACGAACCGGACCGGGGCGUUUUCUGCGCGUCCGGGUACAAAGUAAGUAUACACAAUACAAAAACAUUCUUCACG